UUCAAGCGUGAGGUUCAGAAACGUAAACAGCAGUCAGCUGAAGUCGGAGGAGUACUGGAAGACCACCACCACCACCACUACCACUUUUCAGAGCCAACGAACAUCAGCCAAAAGCGACUGACGACCGGCAGCAUGGAGACCUAUUUGACGGAGAUCAAACAAUUGCGCAUACCACGCCCGAAAUUCGAGCCCAACAGUUGCCACCAGCAGCACCAACAUGCGGUGGCAGCCACUGUGGCGACCGUGUCCUCGUCCUCGGCCACGCCCACCCAGCCACCUCCACCCCUGCACCAUCGACAGUGGCGCCACUUUGUGCGCCCCUUUACGCCGCCCCGCGACUACCACCUGCCCAUGGUGGCUGAGGGCUCGCUGCACGACAAGAUGUGAGGCGGACCUGGCUAUAUGUAUACCCCAUACUUGAUACCUUAACCCCACAUAAGAUAGUGCUUAAGUCUAGUGUUAGCUUAGUUGUCGUACUAAUAUAUAGAACAGAUACAGUUACAGAUACAAAGAAUAAACAAUAGACAAAC
Messenger RNA from Drosophila kikkawai, 530 nucleotides. RefSeq lists its product as uncharacterized. Lineage: Eukaryota; Metazoa; Arthropoda; Insecta; Diptera; Drosophilidae. The record is from RefSeq and is a predicted model, not a curated record.